AUGUCCUAUCCUCCAUCGUCAAGAUUUCUUCCUCUCAUGCAUGGCUAUUUCAAGCGGGCCGAUGGUCUGGUGCUAGUCUACGACGUCGGGCAAGAGGAUGGAUACGUCAAUCUUCGAUCGUGGUAUCAACGACUGGAGAUUCUCGUGCAAAAAGCGGCCUCCGCCGUCGGAGCAGCCUCGGCGCUGGCUGCUGCCAAAUCACUUGGCGACAAUGUGAAUGGAAAGUCUAAGAACUGUUCGGCAAAAGACUGGCACGGGAGGGAAACAGCCUCGAUGAGAGGUCAUGCGAAUUUGUCGAGUAGAUUUGACGUGGAUACUAGCAGGCAUCAAUCGAGUAGGCCGGUCCUCAUGGUUUUGGGCAACAAAGCAGACAUUGCACACCUUCUUCUGCCUCGGGAGGAACAGGAGGAAGUUGAAGAAGAGCAGAAAGAAGAGGGCAAAGAAAGGGAUAAAGAAGAGGAGAGGGUGGAAUCGGGAGUGACAAAGGAGGGCAAAAUGUCAUCCAGCGAACGAGCAGCCUCCAAGAAGAUGGCACAGCAAUUUGCCAAGGUGAGCAAGACAUGA
Protopolystoma xenopodis is the source of this 564-nucleotide messenger RNA. The record is from the annotation of a GenBank genome assembly. NCBI's taxonomy places the organism in Eukaryota, Metazoa, Platyhelminthes, Monogenea, Polystomatidea, Polystomatidae.